GUGUCCCUCGGCCGGCGUCAGAAAUAGGCUCUCAUGUUUGUUUACUGAAACAGUGUCUUAAUUUCCCUCAAAGUGGAAGUAUCUGAGGUUGGAAUAUGACACUUUGGGUUACCUUAAGCCUUUAACAAAUUUUGUAGGCAGUCAUGGAUCAGGUAAUGCAGUUCGUGGAACCCAGCCGUCAGUUUGUGAAAGACUCCAUACGACUUGUUAAGAGAUGCACCAAACCUGACAGGAAAGAAUUCCAGAAGAUUGCCAUGGCAACAGCAAUAGGCUUUGCAAUAAUGGGAUUUAUUGGUUUCUUUGUCAAAUUGAUCCAUAUCCCAAUCAACAAUAUAAUUGUAGGUGGCUGAAUAUUCAUCGUGAAGAUGACAGUUGUGACACCUGCUGCAGUGAUUUCACAGCUUUAAUUUGUUUGAUAUUAAACAAGCUCAGUUUGGGUUUUCAAA
Molecule: messenger RNA, 446 nt
Organism: Prinia subflava (tawny-flanked prinia)
Lineage: Eukaryota; Metazoa; Chordata; Aves; Passeriformes; Cisticolidae
Gene: SEC61G
Product: SEC61 translocon subunit gamma
Exons: 5
Coding region: 144-350 (68 amino acids)
Biological process (GO): protein targeting; post-translational protein targeting to membrane, translocation
Cellular component (GO): membrane; Ssh1 translocon complex
Molecular function (GO): transmembrane protein transporter activity
Source: RefSeq, a predicted model, not a curated record